CCCACUCUCCUCUGGCUCCUAAUUCCAGUAGUAACAAAAGCAUACAAUAAGAGAGAGAGAGAGAGAGAAUAGAGGGCCAAAUCGUAGUUUGAUGAAAACGGAGAAGAACCUCAUCAUCAAAAGCCUCUCUUUUCAUCUCAACCAUGCCAUUUUCAAGAACUUUGACUUUGAGGCGUGUAUUUCUGCUUCCUGGAUUUAGUACUUUCCGACCGAGAAAUGCAAAUCUCUAGAUUCAUUCCUUCUUGGCUCUUGGACAUUCUCGCUUGCAUGGGAGGCUGUCUUGGAUGCUUUACCAAGCCCUCGCUUAUUAUUGCGGUAGAUGAGCCAUCGAAGGGACUGAGAAUACAAGGCCAGCCGGUGAAGAGAUCUAGUUUUUCGGAGGAUCUUUGGAGCACUAGCACCAUUGAAAUGGAGAAUGGUGGGCUCCAAUCCUCCCAGAGAAGCAUCUCAUCACUCACCACCUCAAGCCAUGCACCUGAUCCCAACAGUACUUCCACGAGCACAAGCAAUCCUCACGAAUUUGUAAAUCAUGGCCUUCUUCUCUGGAAUCAAACAAGGCAGCAAUGGCUUGGAAACAAAUCAUCUCAGAAUAAGAUGCAAAUUCGAGAACCCAGAAUAAGUUGGAAUGCUACUUAUGAGAGUUUACUUGGAACCCUCAAACCUUUCCCACAACCAAUCCCACUUUCUGAAAUGAUAGAUUUCCUUGUUGAUAUUUGGGAGCAAGAGGGCUUGUACGAUUGACCAAGCAAAACACGAAAACAUAUUAAAUUCUUUAUGUUUUUUUUUCCCCUUUUGUUUCCCCGUUUUUCUCAUUUGUAAUUCAUGUUUAAGUGCUAAUCAGAUUCAUAUUGCGGACCCAA
Molecule: messenger RNA, 860 nt
Organism: Morus notabilis
Lineage: Eukaryota; Viridiplantae; Streptophyta; Magnoliopsida; Rosales; Moraceae
Exons: 6
Coding region: 217-741 (174 amino acids)
Source: RefSeq, a predicted model, not a curated record